CAACAGCUGCACAGCUGUGAUUUUUAAACAGAGAAACGCGCAAAUUUGCAAUAUAAGCAUACUUCGUGAACAUUUUUAGCAGCAAAGAAGGUGUUUUAUAAAUAUUCGAUUAAAAAAAAGCAUUUAUAAUCAUUUAGUGCUCCGCUCCUUAUGUAUCACAUAUACUAUAAUUUUUUGGCCACUAAACAAACUUAACCUCACAUUAAGCCGGUUGAUUUCUUGCAUUUUGUUUGGAAUCCAUCACCAAAGUUUCCUCAAUGUCUACCACCACAAUUUUGGAAAGCAAAAAGUUAUGCCUUUAUCGCUGUCUCUCGGCGGUAGCCUUAAGCAUAAUGAUGCAGUUUUUCCUGCUCACAGUGUUCCUGCUGUUUGUCAACUUCCAUGUGUUCCAUUUGCUGAAUUGGAUAACGGAGACAUUUAGCUUGGUCUUCUCAUUCUAUACAUGGCUGUCGAUAAUGCCCCUUAUAUCUGCUGUUAUUAUCUAUGGAAUAUUGCUGGGGAAAUCACAUUUGGCCGUUAAAGAAUACUAUGCGACUCGCUUUAAAUGGCUGCUGGGUACGGUCGUAAGAAAGAGUCUGUUUUUGAUGAUACAUAUAGCUGUGGGCUUUCUAACUGCUUGGUUGUAUGCAAGAUAUUUGCAUUUAGACUAUAGGUCCUUGGUUUACCAAUGUUAUGGCAUGGAUUGCAUUAAUCCUUACUACCUUUUUCUGGUGGGUGCCGGCAUUUCUGCAGGCUGCUAUCAUUUCUUCAAAGAAAAUCUUCGCCAAGAACCUGAAGUGGAAUAUCCCAUUAUACAAGAAAAUAAACUGGUGAAAUUGCGCUCCCUGCUCUAUUCCACUUUGUACAAGUCUCUAAUGAAGUCAUUUGUCCCCUCCAUGUGUUAUGCCUUGGGUUUUUGGAUAUUUGGUGAUAUUGUCAAUCGCCGAUUGGCCCGCUUCUUUGAUCUGGAAGUAGAUACUGGCCUCUCAUCACUUUUCUCAGUCAUUACCAAUGUUCGUUUGUUAUUCUACUCAUGGAUUUUGUCAUCCCAAAUUUUGAGUAACAUGAAUUUGAUGCAGAAAUUCUUUUCAAUUUUAUUGGGCGAAGAAAUGCAUUUUGUAAUUGAAAAGAAUCCCGUGGCCAAGGAAGGAGAAAACGAAGUCACAUUAGUGGAGGCCUUGACUAUGAACCAAGUACCGGUUAUACAGAAUUUAGCAGCUUUGGAUUUAUUCAGUAUGACUGGUAGUAUGGCAAGCGGAAGGCGUCAGCAAAUCUAUGCCUUAUCUAUACCAGGUGGUCAUCCUUACAAUUGGAAUCAACUUUCAUCCCAAUGUCUCACCAUUAUCAAUGCUUUUAUAGAUGAUCUAACAACAUCUGUGAAAAAUAUCUCCACAAUUAAAUCCACACCUCUAUUCUGUGAUAUCGAUAAGCCCACAGCCACUGAAGCAGCUGAGAAAAUCUUGUUACGUCAAUACAAUGAAACCUAUGGCAUAAGAAGAAUGGUAUCUGAGGCACCAACUUCUACAAUUGGUCCUAUGACAACUAAUAGUGGGAUGACACCAAAAGUUCCCUCAGUUGUACAGAGUAUCAAUGAACAGUUUGAGCACAUCUCUAGGCAAUUUGAACAGGCCUUAAAUACCGCCUUUCGCACAAUACCUGGGGUAUUCUAUAUGUUUGGUGAGCCGGAUGGUGCCAAAACCGCCUUCUUGCUAUCCAAUUCACAAAUGAUUGUCUGGCUUACACAAGGGCUGGCUGGUAUAUGUGCCGACUCAUUGUCAGAAGAUAAAUAUGGGGUAGUGCAGGUGGCUUUGCCACAAAUCAUAAGAGCCCUUAUGAAACUAAAGGGUGAACUGGAUAAGUUGAAUAAUGUGAAUUUAAAUGGCAAGAAAUUGGAUCGUAAUUUGAUAACUUUGAAAAAUUCUGUUAGACGUAGUCUCUAUAAAAUUAUCUCAGUAUUUGGGGAUUAUUUGCGUGAUCUCUUUGAUGAUCCCAUGGAAAUAAGAAGAUUGCAAUGUUUUAUGAGUUAUCAAGAGGUUUAAAAAAAACAGAUUUAAUAUAAGGCAUAAAUCACUUACACAUACAAUUCAGCAUAAUGCUAUUCAUAACUUUUUUUUAAAGAUUUACAUAUAACCACUCAUGUUAUUAUUUAAUUUUUAUUACUGUAGCACCGUAUUGAAUGGAAUCAUAUUUUUUUUUAGUUUUACCUCUUUAUUCAAAUUGUGAAAUAGUUAUAUUGUUAAGUUAAUAUUAAGAAUUUUGGAUAAGGCCCAUGAAAACAUUG
Molecule: messenger RNA, 2260 nt
Organism: Stomoxys calcitrans (stable fly)
Lineage: Eukaryota; Metazoa; Arthropoda; Insecta; Diptera; Muscidae
Gene: Ndc1
Product: nucleoporin Ndc1
Exons: 3
Coding region: 258-2018 (586 amino acids)
Biological process (GO): nuclear pore organization
Cellular component (GO): nuclear pore transmembrane ring
Molecular function (GO): protein-macromolecule adaptor activity
Source: RefSeq, a predicted model, not a curated record